AGUAUGAGAAAUACUGCGUGUGUUUCUGAAAUUGGCGGGACUGCUGAAAACUGUAAACAACCAAUGUUUUCCUUCGUUGUGUCACUUGUCGACCAAUUCAACGCCCAGUUUCGAAGAGAGCUUUGUAGCAGAUGUGUCUAGGUCUAUGUUCCCCAAACCAUGUCAUCUUACCUUGGGGGAGGCGUCAUUUCCUUGGAUCGAUGGGAAGGUCUGAAAGAAUGGCAUCGGAGACAUCAGGAUUUACUUGGAGACAGGGGCAAUGACUCUGAUCUAGGAGGUUUCCGGAGUCAGUCUCAGUCCUCUGCAUUAAGUCUUAUGAGUGAUGCAAAUGAAAUUAAUAUUCCAUACAAGAAUGAGUCACAAAAUCCUGAUAAAUCUAAAGUAGGUGAUUUAUUUCUGCCACCUCCUGACAAACAUGAUCUAUCCAUAAUUCCUGAAGGUGAUGAAGAUUCUCGUUCAAGAGAUGGAGGAGAUCUUGAUUCUUUUAAAUUCAAACAAAGCACUCAGAAAAACAGUGAUGUAAUUAAGCAAACAGAUUCAAGUCAGAGUAGUGCUACCGGAAACUCAAAUAUGCCUGCUAAAUCAAGCACCGGAAACUUUGCGGCAGGUUUGCGAGACAAUGCAGAAAAUGCUGUUGUUAAAAAACCAUUCCUCCGUAGGGGUCAGGGGCUUGUCAAAUAUAAUUUGAAGCCUGAAGAUUUGCGGAAUCCGUACAGAAAAGGCCCUGUAAAGAAUGUUAUGUCCAAAGAGAAAAAUGAUCGACCCAAAGCAAGGAAUUUUGCAGAAAGGCACCGUACUUUGAACAGAGUGGAACGGCAGUCUACUGUGAAACAGCAAUGGAAUGCCUCUCAACAUCUGAAAACUUCUUCUUUGGAAAUUCCUAUGCAGCGUCUUGUCCUUUCAGUACCCUCCCAAAAGGCACAGAGUGUAGAAAUAGGCACUUGGUCUCAAGUCUUUGGUGGGGAUGCCAAACUUUCAGGAGAGUCUGGCCCUGAUAAUACAUUAAAGCAACCUCAUGCCAAUCCCAUUCCAAAACAAGAUGUACCCAAGACUUCAUCAAUUCAUCUAGAAGGCAGAGUUGGAUAUUUUGCAUCGCCAAGAAGACGGAAUGCCGUCGGGAAGGGAGAUUCAUCUCCAGAGGAAGAUCAGGAGUCUCUUGCAGCUUAUUUAGACUUGGAACAACAUGUGGGAAAUGCCAGCUUUUGUUCAACCUCAUCCAAAGUAGAUAGACUUGUGUCAAAAUCUUCUAAUUCAGCAAUACAUCAAUCAAAUCCAGAUGCGAUCACACAGUCAAAGCAGCUAACACCUGUGAAAACUGGUCGCAAGUUCAUAGUCAGUGGGAGGGACAACAGCUUAUCCUCAGAAGACCAUCCCGGAAUGUGGUCUGCUACUGACAUAGAAAAUCUACUUAAAGCUCGUGCUCGCAGAUCGGGAUCCCUCAUAAAACCUUUUUCUGAGCCACCCAGGAACGACAUGCUUAGCUAUGGUAAAAUAUCUGCAAUAGAGCAACCAGACUCAAAGAAAUCUGAAGAUGAUCUCAUCAGUUUUGCUCAAGACGACAAUGCAAAAGCUCAACAAGAAGAUAUUAAUUGGAUGUUAGAGGAGUUGGGCCCUGUGAGGAAACCUCAUCUUAUGAAAACCAUGUCAAGUAUAGAUCUUGAUAGCAGUCUAAUUAAAAAUGCCCUGGCACCAACUCCUCAUGAGGAAAGUGAGUCAGAGUCAGAAUCCAGUACCACAGACAGUUCUUCUGAGGAGGAAAUUGAAGAUGGCGUGGCAUUGGGAGGGGGUGCUAUCUCAAAAAUAACACUUUCAAGCAAAUCUCCAGAUAUACUGCAACCUGGUAAAGAAGUGAGUUCUGAUUCUUGUGGGUCCGUUAAGUUUGUCAAUGACUCUACCCUUCAAGAAAUCAACCAUCAGAUUGAGUCACACCUUGGAGACCUCCGGAAGGAAAUUGAAACUCUGCAAUCAGCAAAAGGAAAAACUCAAAAGUACAUGACUAAUUUGGAAAAGAAGGUUCAAGAGCUGGAACACAGACUAAUUCUUGAGUCCCGUUCUUUCAAUAAACGGCUAGAAGAUGAAAGGGAAGCAGCCGCCAAACGCUUUAUGGAGGAACAGAAUAAAUUUCAGAAAGAAAAGCAGUCUCUUCAGAGGAUGUUGAGAGAGGAACGAAGAAAAGCACCAGAUCCUAUUACUCAACAGGAAGUUCUCAGGUUGAAACAACAGGUUGCUGAAUGGGAGGAAAAAUGGAGAUCUGACCGUGCUAAAGCAAGGGGGUUGGAAAGUAACAUACGCAUCCAACUAACUAACUUGAAAAGGGAGAAUGAGAAGUUGAAAGAGGAAAACAGCAAAUUACGAAGAGAAAAGGAGACAGCUUUCAAUACAGCCAAAGCUAAGGCAGCUUCUAACACCCGAGUAAUUAAUUCUAUUGCUCAACAACUUGCUGGAACAAAUAAACCAAAGGUCACAAUUGUAAAAGAAGGAAAUUCUAAACAGAGAAAGCCAACAAUUAGUUCCGCUUACAAUUUAAAAUCUUCAAUGCAGCCGAAAGGUUUGAAACCACAGGCUACCAUUGAAAACUUUCCCAAGAUUCCUCAUACAUCCAACGAGUGGUCAAGUGAUGACGAAAUUGAUCUUGGUAAAGAGUCAUCAGAUGAGGAGGAUAUUACAGAAACUUUGGGAGCUGAAAUGUUUAAAAAACAAACACAACCGCCCAUAUCCUUGAGACCUUAUGAAAAUUCCACUCAAAGUUUGCCAGAGCAAGAAAUAAUAGAUUUAGAGGAAGCUCAGGCUAAGUAUGAUGCCAUUUUUGGAAAAGGGGACAUUGAUUCACCUACAACUAAAUCAAGCAGUAAAACAUUGGAGAGGAUUCAAGAGUCUCUAAAUACAAAGUUACCUCCAGAUACCAAGUGUGCAGCACAGGAUGUCAAUGAAACUGAGAAAUUCGUCAAGUCAACUCAUCAUCCAGAUGGAACAAUAGAACAAGUAAAAGAGAAUGGCACAAGAGUUGUCACCUUUCCGGACGGCACUUGGAGGCGUCACAGUUCCAGUGGCAGUGUAAUGACAGUGCCACCCAGUGGAUGGCCCAUUCAAAUAUCCUAUUUUAAUGGAGACCAACUGGAGAAACUCAGUGAUGGCCGAACAAGAUAUUUCUAUGCAAAAACAAAUGUCUGGCAAACUUCGUAUCCUGAUGGUCAUGAAGAGCUGCUGUACCCAAGUGGUCAAGUAGAGCGCCGGGAGCAAGACGGAUCGGUAAAAAUUAUCCUUCCUGGGUCUGAUACCAACUCCAAUAAAGUUCAAGGACCUGAUGGAAUAUCUGUUGAAAAACUUUCAAAUGGGGACUCAGUGAUUCUUCUUCCAACUGGUGAACGGGAACUUCAUACAAGGGACUAUAUGAGGAAGGAGUUUUUGGAUGGAACCAUUAAAUACUUGUACAAGAAUGGUAGCCAAGAAACACGAUACCCAAGUGGCAGAAUUCGUAUUAAGGAUCCUCAGGGCAAUUUGGUUAAGGACACUGGUGCCUCUUGUUAACUUACUUUUAAGAAAGUUUGUAUUUUAAGAUUGUCUUUAAAACAUUUAUAAUUUGCUCUUUUUUAUGUCUAUAUUUUUUUAAAAAGAAAUGUUGUGAGUACCCUGCAAUAUAUUUGUUCAAUGUAAUCUAGUUUGGCUUGUAUCCUCAGGAUUUCCUUUGGAGUACAAGGCAAACUAGAUUGCAUUAGCCAAUGAUCUAUGUUUUUAAGGAGCUGUUUGAAGAGAGUUAAUAAAUUUCAUACAAUUUACAAAGAA
Molecule: messenger RNA, 3783 nt
Organism: Thrips palmi
Lineage: Eukaryota; Metazoa; Arthropoda; Insecta; Thysanoptera; Thripidae
Gene: Sas-4
Product: centromere protein J
Exons: 11
Coding region: 160-3528 (1122 amino acids)
Biological process (GO): centriole elongation; cilium assembly
Cellular component (GO): nucleus; centriole; centrosome
Molecular function (GO): tubulin binding
Source: RefSeq, a predicted model, not a curated record